This is a messenger RNA of Andrographis paniculata, 369 nucleotides long. RefSeq names its product cis-muuroladiene synthase-like. The record is from RefSeq and is a predicted model, not a curated record. Bases 21 to 320 code for a protein of 99 amino acids. Gene Ontology annotation, molecular function: terpene synthase activity; magnesium ion binding. NCBI's taxonomy places the organism in Eukaryota, Viridiplantae, Streptophyta, Magnoliopsida, Lamiales, Acanthaceae. The transcript is spliced from 2 exons.
GCUUACUGCUCAUUGUAGUCAUGAAUGAUACAUUCGACAGUUACGCUACAUUGGAAGAAGCAAAAAAGUUUAUGGAGAUUCUUCAGCAGCAAAGGUGGGAUAUGGAAGAAGUUGAUCAACUUCCAGAUAUGAUGCAAAUAGCCUAUCAAACUAUUUUUAGUGUAUUAGAGAAGUUGGAACAACAUAUAUCGAAGCAAGGGCGGCCGUAUGCCGUUUCUUAUUUCAGAGGAGCAGUAAGCACAUAUUUGCAGAAGGCUCAGCUAUUUAUACAUCUCAAUCAAAGCUGUUGUUGUUCUUCAAGAUCGAAAAUUCAGAAAUAACAAGAAUGAACAUACAUACAGGGUCUUUAAGAAAAGGAUAUUGAGUGAA